Molecule: messenger RNA, 1249 nt
Organism: Helianthus annuus (common sunflower)
Lineage: Eukaryota; Viridiplantae; Streptophyta; Magnoliopsida; Asterales; Asteraceae
Product: repetitive proline-rich cell wall protein 1
Exons: 2
Coding region: 23-1015 (330 amino acids)
Source: RefSeq, a predicted model, not a curated record
CUUCAAAUUACAUCCACCAAAGAUGGAUUCCGCCAAGAAGCUUACGGCUCUUUUCUUUAUCUCAUUGUUCUUGGUUUCUUCAGCAAGUCCUGUUCUUGAUUGCGGCCACCCGAAAACACCAACCAAAAAACCACCGGUAGUAAAGACACCCGUCUCCAACCCUCCAAACGUAAAAUUACCGGUCCCUCUCCCACCACUCCCUAUACCACCAGUGAAACCACCUGUCGAUCUUCCACCACUCCCUAUACCACCAGUGAAACCACCUGUCGAUCUUCCACCACUGCCUAUACCACCAGUGAAACCACCAGUCGAUCUUCCACCACUCCCUAAUCUACCACCAGUGAAACCACCAGUCGAUCUUCCACCACUCCCUAUACCACCAGUGAAACCACCAGUUGAUCUCCCCCCACUCCCUCUACCACCAGUGAAACCACCAGUCGAUCUUCCCCCAAUCCCUCUACCACCAGUGGAAAAACCAGUCGAUCUUCCACCACUCCCUAUACCACCAGUGAAACCACCGGUUGAUCUUCCACCACUCCCUGAUCUACCACCGGUGAAACCACCAGUCGAUCUUCCACCACUCCCUAUACCGCCAAUUAAACCACCAGUGGAUCUUCCACCACUUCCUCUUCCACCAGUGAAACCACCAAUCGAUCUUCCACCACUCCCUUUGCCACCUGUCAUUCCUCCACCAGUUGUCACACCACCCACAGAAAAACCCUGCCCAUCACCAAAGGUUACUCCUACGUCCUCGGCCACUUGCCCACUUGACACUCUAAAACUGGGAGCAUGUGUGGAUCUUCUAAACGGAUUAGUCCACAUAAAUUUGGGUGACCCUGUGGUCAACCAAUGCUGCCCGAUCAUAGCCGGAUUAGCAGAGCUAGAGGCUGCAGUUUGCUUGUGCACAACUCUAAAGGUUAAGCUUUUGAACCUCAAAAUUUAUGUGCCGCUCGCUCUUGAGCUGCUUGUUACUUGUGGCAAGACCCCUCCUCCUGGUUAUACUUGCCCUACCUAAAUUAACAAGGUCCCUACUCAGGCGAGGUAAUUAGUUGAUGGAUUAAUCGACGAACACUUCUUGAGAGGACGUCGAUUGUUAAUUUGGAUUUGCUUAUGGAAAUUUCGUUUUAAUUUGUUGAUCAGCAAUUUAAUUAUUAAUAUAUGAUUAUUGUUUCUUUGUGUGUUUAAUUUUUCAUUUGAUUAUGUAAGGUAUGGCAUCAUCCAAUGAAUCUGGGAUAUGUUCAUUUCUUAA